Molecule: messenger RNA, 1497 nt
Organism: Cokeromyces recurvatus
Lineage: Eukaryota; Fungi; Mucoromycota; Mucoromycetes; Mucorales; Mucoraceae
Exons: 7
Coding region: 69-1409 (446 amino acids)
Cellular component (GO): nuclear proteasome complex; cytoplasm; proteasome regulatory particle, lid subcomplex
Source: RefSeq, a predicted model, not a curated record
UUUUUUUUUUUUUCUUCUUCUUCUUCUUCUUCUUAUACAAGUAUCCAUAAAUCAGUUUAAUAUAAAUCAUGUCAGACGGAAAAUUAGAAAAGAUGGACAAAGACUUUAGUCCUCAAGUUGAUGUUCUUUUACCUGAAACCGAGGCUUUGACCAAGCAAGGCAAAAUCAAUGAAGCUUUAGAAAAAUUAUUAUCUCUUGAAAAGCAAGCUAGAAAUGCUGCUGAUCAAGCAUCAACAGGUCGUAUUCUUACUCAAGUUGUUAAAUUAUGUUUUGAAGUUAAGGAUUGGAAGCUUUUAAAUGAACAAAUUGUUUUAUUGUCAAAAAAACAUGGACAAUUGAAGGCUGCUACUUCCAAAAUGGUCCAACAAGCCAUGAGUUAUCUUGAUUUAACACCUGAUAUGGACACUAAGCUUGAAUUAAUUGAUACACUUCGUACUGUUACUGAUGGAAAGAUUUAUGUUGAAGUUGAAAGAGCACGUAUUACUCGUCUUUUAUCCAAGAUUCGUGAAGAUGAAGGCAAGAUAGCGGAAGCUGCUGAUAUUCUUCAAGAGCUUCAAGUUGAAACAUUUGGUUCUAUGGAUAAACGUGAAAAAGUCGACUUUAUUUUAGAGCAAAUGCGAUUGUGUUUAGCUAAAUCAGAUUAUAUUAGAACACAAAUUAUUUCUAAAAAGAUUAAUGCAAGAUUUUUCCAAGAUAAAGAAAAUGAAGAUCUUAAACUUAGAUAUUAUAACUUGAUGAUUCAGCAUGCUUUACAUGAAGAACAGUAUUUGAAUAUUCACAAGUUUUACAAACAAAUAUACGAUUCAGAAUCAAUUCAAGCAGAUGAAAAGAAAUGGAAAGAAGCGCUUCAAAAUGCAGUCUUGUUUGUUAUAUUAGCACCUUAUGAUAAUGAACAAUCUGAUUUACUUUAUAGAAUGUAUGAAGAUCCUAAAUUGGCACAGAUGAGUGAAUAUCAAGAAAUCGCUAAACGUUUUGUUACAGUUGAAUUGAUGCGUUGGACUGAGAUUGAAAAGAGUUAUGGUCAUUUAUUGAGUCAAUCCACUGCUUUUAAUAAAUCGACUGAAGAAGGACAAAAGAGAUGGAAGGAACUUCAUGAUCGUGUAGUUGAACAUAAUAUUCGAGUUAUUGCUAAAUAUUAUACACGUGUUACAACAAAGAGAUUAACUCAAUUAUUAGACUUGAGUGAAAAAGAUACCGAAGAAUGUUUAUCUAAAUUGGUUGUUUCAAAGACGAUUUAUGCUCGUAUUGACCGUUCUGCUGGAAUCAUCAAUUUUCAAACUAAAAAAGAUGCUAAUGAAAUCUUGAAUAAUUGGUCUAAUGACAUUAAUUCUUUAUUGAAUUUAAUUGAAAAAACGUGUCAUUUAAUUUCUAAAGAAGAAAUGGUACAUAGCAUAGCAAAGGUUAAAUAAAUAAGUUUGCUAAUAAAUGGAAUUUUCGGUUUUUUUUUUUCUUUUUUUUUUGACAUGAAAUGAUUAUAAAAUGGAUACGUCUUUAUUU